AAGUAUUAUUUACAUUGAUCAUGACAGGAACGUUUUACAUUGAGAAAUCAGCCAUCCAUGGCUUCUUGUAUCUUUAUUUGUGCCUCUUUUUUGCAUUUCUCAGAAUCAUUUCAGCGCAAGAAUGUGAUCCAAGAAACUGUAAUGGACCGAUAAUGUUCUACAAAGAUUUAAAUUGCAAGCCGAUAUACAAUGAAUUAGAUACUUGCUGUGCUAUUGGAUAUGAUUGUUCUCAUUUAAAUGAAAGAUCGCCCUUUAAAUGUUACGCAAAUAAUAACGAAUAUAGAAUUGGAGAGAAAUUAGAGGCUUACGAUCGCUCCAGUCCUUGCGAUCAAGAUUGCAUCUGUGAAUUUUCAGAUAAUAACAUAGCAAAAUUUAUGUGUACGAAUACGGACUGCUUAAUUGCAAACGUAAGAAACGGAUGUUACUUUAAGCCAAAGCCAAAUACAUGUUGCGAUGGGGAGAUAAUAUGUGUCGAACGAAACGAUGAUAUUGUUACGUGUGAAGUUGAUGGACAAGUUUAUACAGAUGGACAGGAAUUCUAUCCAAGUGAUAAUCCUUAUUUAGUUUGUACAUGCAUGGAAGGUUACUUACGAAAAAGUGUACAUGAAUAUUGUAGGAAUAUAAAAUGUGGAACGGAACUCCGAUACUCCGCGGAAAUUCGGAAAAAUUGUGCGCCCAUAUAUUCUGACUAUCAAUGGGUGCAAACUAGCUGUCCCAUCAAUUACAGAUGUCAAAACGAAAAUGAUCGCGUAUUGAGGUACUCGCUACUACAAGAUAUUUCCGAUUUAAUUUUAGGUGAAUUUGUGUGUGUAUUUGGUGAUAUAUUAAUGCAAAUCGGAGAUGAGUUGAACCAAGCAACCGACUAUAGUUCCAUAUGCGUGAGAUGUGUUUGCGAAGUACCACCCGCACCGACUUGUCAACGACUUUCAAAAAAUGAAUGCAACACGAAGUUUUAAUUAUAUUCUCGAGUU
Messenger RNA from Ceratosolen solmsi marchali, 971 nucleotides. RefSeq lists its product as uncharacterized. The coding region runs from base 21 to 956 and encodes 311 amino acids. The record is from RefSeq and is a predicted model, not a curated record. The transcript has 7 exons. Lineage: Eukaryota; Metazoa; Arthropoda; Insecta; Hymenoptera; Agaonidae.